UGGCCUAUGCCUCACGAGGAGUAAGGGGCAUAAGUAUUCAAGUAAGCUCUCCAAUAAAGAAUGAAUUUUCAGUUAGACGUUCUGAACACAUGAAUAAUAACUACCUGUCCGUGAAAUUUUAAAAAUUAUACAAGUUCAAUCUGGUAACACUGCUGAUGAAGGUAAAAAUUAUGGCGAACUGUCACCAAAGUUAAUAUUUCAAAUAGUAUUCGCCAAGGUUGUUCGCUUUUCCUAUUUUGUUUUUUUAAUUUUGCUUAGACAUUCAGCUAUAACAGUCUCAUCGUGUAUCUUAUAAGAAACUGCUUCAAGCAACAAUAUUUGUAUGUCUGUGGUGGGUUGCGUUUCCUCCAAAUGCAAAAUAUUACUUCGAAACGGGCUUGGAUGAACACCUAAACUGGUAGUGGGAAGUAAAGCAGCCGAGUGUCCCGAUCACUUGAUUUUUCUCGGAGGUAUCUCAUCAACCUUGAUGAGGUGUUGUCUGAUAGAGUCUUGUCAGGAAUGACGGAAGUUUUUUUGGUUUUUUCAGUGUAUAUUAUAACUUUUCAGCCGGACUGUACUACAUAUCCAUCCACUUUAAUUCAAGUACCUUGCACACGAAAAGUUUAGCUCAAAAUAUCCGAAUAUCCACUUGGUAAAUAAGUCGCUCUGUUAUCAUUGGUAUAAGAUGUCGUAACAAUAUUGCACGAUAAUCGAGUUCUGUGUCUAAAUUAUUCAUUUAAGAAUAAAUAGACCUUUAGCUUAACAUUCGAAAAUGAAUAAUACAAUUUGCAGUCACUUAAAAACCUGAAACUACUUUUUUGUUUAAAUAUGAUUGUUAUUCAUGUUCUUAUAACUUUUUUUGCUUUUUCAAGAAAUGAAUAACGACGACGUAAUAUGGCACACUAUCAACCAUUCAUUCUGUUCUUUUGUUGUCAAAACUAAAACAGGAAGGUUUUGCAGAAAUGAUGACAAUGUGACAGGAUUGUGUAAUCGACAUUCUUGCCCAUUAGCCAACUCACAGUAUGCCACUAUAAAAGAAAGAGAUGGUAUCAUCUACCUGUUUGUCAAGGAACCUGAACGUAUACCUUAUCCUGGUAAACAGUGGGAGCGGAUUAAAUUGCGCCGGAAUAAAGAACAAGCUCUGAAACAAAUCAAAGAGCACUUAUUAUAUUGGGAUAAAUGGAUAAUAAGUCGUGUUAAGCAGAGAUUCUUUCGCACAAGAGAAUAUCUUAAAAAUAUGCGGCGUUUGGCCUUAUCAAGACAAAAGAAAUUAGAACCUAUUAAUCGUACGGUUGAAAAACGUGAAUUAAGGAGAGAAGCAAAAGCAUUACGUGUAGCACGCAUUGAACGUACUGUAGAACAAGAACUCUUAGAAAGAUUACGCGCAUCAACAUCUUCCAAGGAAAUAUAUAACAUAGAUCAAUCUGCCUUUGAAAAGGCUCUGGAAGCUGAAGAAAUAAAUGAAGAAGAAUCUGAUGAAGAAUACGAGGAAGAAGAAGAAGAAAUCGCCUACACUUCAGGAUCUGACGUUGAAGAUAUUGAAGAUAUCGGAGUGAUCGAUGAGGAAAAUGAAGAAGAGGAAGCUGAACAUAAUCUUGUUCUGACAAAUCCUAAAAAGAAGCGUAAAGUUACCAUUCACUAUGAAAAAGAUGAAUGA
Molecule: messenger RNA, 1636 nt
Organism: Schistosoma guineensis
Lineage: Eukaryota; Metazoa; Platyhelminthes; Trematoda; Strigeidida; Schistosomatidae
Source: the annotation of a GenBank genome assembly